Eubalaena glacialis (North Atlantic right whale) is the source of this 1841-nucleotide messenger RNA. RefSeq names its product abhydrolase domain containing 14B (gene ABHD14B). NCBI's taxonomy places the organism in Eukaryota, Metazoa, Chordata, Mammalia, Artiodactyla, Balaenidae. The record is from RefSeq and is a predicted model, not a curated record. Gene Ontology annotation, cellular component: cytoplasm.
AUGCACGUGGAGCAGGUCGCUGAGGGUCUCGGGGCCGGACCCAGUCCGGUGCUUGGGGCACGUGGGGCCGAGGGGCGUGGGGAAACUGAGACAGCUGUGAGAAGAAGGAUGGGCCUAGCAGCACCCGUCGGCCCUGGGACGUCUUGUGGCCACAAGCGGGCGCCCCGGAGCACGGCCCAGCCCGCGCUCGGGCCACAUCCCUGCGUCCCCGCCCCGGGCCUCAGUCGCCGCCUGCACUCGCCCGCCUCCUAUUUGCGAGAGCCCACGCAGCUCCCCAGGUGCUUCACCAGCACAGCAGGAGGUAUGGCGGGCGUGGAGCAGCACGAGGGCACCAUCCAGGUGCAGGGCCAGAGCCUCUUCUUCCGAGAGGCUCACCCGGGCAGUGGGCAGGCCACCCGCUUCUCCGUGCUGCUGUUGCAUGGCAUACGCUUCUCCUCCGAGACCUGGCAGAACCUGGGCACGCUGCACAGGCUAGCCCAGGCUGGCUACCGGGCUGUGGCCAUUGACCUGCCAGGUCUGGGGCGCUCCAAGGAAGCAACAGCCCCUGCCCCUAUUGGGGAGCUGAUCCCCAGCAGCUUUCUGGCAGCUGUGGUGGAUGCCUUGGAUAUGGGCCCCCCAGUCGUGAUCAGCCCAUCGUUGAGUGGCAUGUACUCCCUGCCCUUCCUCGUGGCCCCAGGCUCCCAGAUCCGGGGCUAUGUGCCAGUGGCCCCCAUCUGCACUGACAAAAUCAAUGCUGCCGACUAUGCCAGAGUGAAGACCUCGGUUCUUAUCGUAUAUGGAGACCAGGACCCCAUGGGUCAGACCAGCUUUGAGCACCUGAAGCAGCUGCCCAACCACCGGCUGUUGGUCAUGGAGGGGGCGGGGCACCCCUGUUACCUUGACAAACCCGAGGAGUGGCAUACAGGGCUGCUGGAUUUCCUGCAGGAGCUAGCAUGAGGCGCAGCCCUGCUGAUGGGGGUGGGCCACUUGCCUGCCUUGGGCUCUCUCUCACUCAUUCUCUCUCCUUCCCUCCGUGGGCUCCUGCUCAUCCUGCACAUCCAACAGGUGUGUCUUUCUAUCUGAGUUCUUUUAGGGUCUGUCUUUUCCUCUUCUUUCUCUUGCAGUGACAAACUGAGGAGGUGAAAUCAAGAGAAAAAAAUUCAGGAGUCAAGGGACAUAAUCUGGUGGAGGGUAAUCCAUUAGAUGAGCUUCUCCUAUAGGCUUUCCUGCUCGGCUUGCAUUCCUUCCUCUGCUCUGCCCAGCCUCCCCCCACCUCCCACCUCCUUUGGCUGCCCUGCUGGGCACACACACUCCCUACCUUCACCUCUUAGGCCACAAAUACAUACAUGCCCACAUGCAUGCAUACACAUUACAGUCAUCUAUGUUCCCAAAUAUGAUCCUUCACUUGGGGGCAACCACACAGGUACAUGCAACUCUGGGCUGAUAUGCACACUCUCACAGCAGCUUUGCAUUGCAUGCACAGGCACACAGGCAUACUCUGUCCCCACACAAGCACUUGCACAGGCACAUGCUGCCCUCCCCAACCAUUCAGCACCCCAUGGCUGGGAAGGUGGGGACACCAUGAGGCCAGCCCUUGCAGGAGACCCUCUACCAGGCUUAGGGUGUGGCCAGCUCUGAACUUCACUCACCCACAGGUUGCAGCUGGCCCCCAGAUCAGAAAUGCCCACAAAAGGGAAGGGCCACCACUUCGACCCUCAGAUCUCCCAGCUUUUCCACUUUCUUCUGGGUGCUCCACAGCUCCCCAGGUUAUUAGGCCUGGGUCUUCUCAGCCAAGCUAGUUUCUUGCUCUGAGCUUUGGGGGGUGGGGAGACAGAGAUUGGAGGUCUGUGAAAUAAAGUGAU